AAAAAACUUGAAUAUGGUUUACUUUUCGAUCCAACGCCUAACAAAACAUAACAGCUAACCAGUCUUUCCUCCUCUUUCUCUCAUGCGUCACUUAGGAGAACAACAAUGGCGUUUCUUCACACUGAUCCCGAAACGAUCUCCAAGACGCACCCUUGGCUUCUUCUCCUCCCACUCCAAAGACCAACAACAGCUCCUCGUCGACGCCAUCUCCGAAUCGCUACAAAACCGCGAUAACUUCGACACUCUCUCCACCAAAUUCUCCUCCGCCAAUCUCUCCAACUCCCUCGUCGAUCAAAUCCUCCUCCGCUUCAAACAACCCGAAACCGCCAAACGCGCCCUAACCUUCUUCCACUGGUCCUCCCACGCUCGAAACCUCCGCCACGGCGUCUCCUCUUACGCCCUCGCGAUUCACAUCCUCGUCAAAGCUCGACUACUCAUCGACGCUCGAGCUCUAAUCGAAUCUUCUCUCUUAAACUCAUCCCCCGAUUCCGAUCUGCUCGAUUCCUUGCUAGACACCUACGAGGUCUCUUGCUCUACUCCUCUCGCGUUCGAUCUGCUCGUUCAGGGCUACGCUAAGCUUCGAUUGCUGGAAUCUGGAUUCGACGCUUUCAAGAACCUAACGGAUCGUGGAUUCUCGAUGAGUGUAAUCACUCUCAACACUUUGAUCCAUGUUGCUUCGAAAUCGAAUCGGAUCGAUCUCGUUUGGAGAAUCUACGAGGCGGCGGUGGAUAAGAGAGUGUAUCCGAACGAGACGACGAUUCGGAUCAUGAUCAGUGCGUUGUGCAAAGAAGGGAAGUUAAAAGAGAUUGUAGGUUUGUUGGAUAAGAUUCAUGGUGAGAGAUGUUCUCCUCCAGUGAUUGUUAACACGAGCUUGGCUCUCAAGGCUUUAGAAGAGAAUCGGAUCGAUGAAGGUAUGAGUUUGUUGAAGAGAUUGCUGCAGAAGAAUAUGGUUUUAGAUACGAUUGGUUACUCUCUCGUUGUGUACGCGAGAAUAAAGGAAGGUGAUUUGGUAUCUGCACGGCAAGUGUUCGAUGAAAUGCUUCAAAGAGGUUUCGACGCGAAUGCUUUCGUUUACACGGCUUUCGUCAAAGUGUAUUGCGAGAUGGGUGAUAUCGACGAAGCAGAGAAGUUGAUCGCUGAGAUGGAGAGCUCUGGAGCCGAUCCGUAUGAAGAAACUUUUAACUCUCUCAUCGUUGGUUGCGCGAAAUUCGGAAGAGAAGGAGAAAGCUUGAAGUAUUGCGAGAUGAUGGUCGCGAGAGGACUUCUUCCUAGUUGUUGGGCGUUCAAUGAGAUGGUUGAGAGACUAAGCAAGAUUGAGAACGUGAAUCGUGCAAACGAAAUCCUGACAAAGUCGAUUGAGAAAGGGUUUGUGCCUGAUGAACAUACAUACUCUCAUCUGAUUCAAGGGUUUGUUAAAGGAAACGAUAUCGAACAAGCUCUCAAGAUGUUCUACGAGAUGGAGUACCGAAACAUCUCACCGGGUUUCGAGGUGUUUAGGUCACUGAUAGUGGGGCUUUGCUCUUGUGGAAAAGUGGAAGCCGGCGAAAAGUACUUCAGAAUUAUGAAGAGGAGGCUGAUACAGCCUGAUGCAGAGAUAUAUGAGGUGUUGAUUAAGGGAUUCCAAAAAACAGACAAUAAAACGAAUGCGGAUAGGGUUUAUGAUGAAAUGAUAUCAAUAAGAUGAUUCAAACUCGGUGGUUAAGCUUGUUUGUAGCUUCAUUUCGAAUUAUCAUUGAAAUUU
Molecule: messenger RNA, 1741 nt
Organism: Brassica napus (rape)
Lineage: Eukaryota; Viridiplantae; Streptophyta; Magnoliopsida; Brassicales; Brassicaceae
Product: pentatricopeptide repeat-containing protein At1g66345, mitochondrial
Exons: 1
Coding region: 83-1684 (533 amino acids)
Molecular function (GO): protein binding
Source: RefSeq, a predicted model, not a curated record